CCCUGUUCGACCGGACGCCGUGAACCGCCCUACCUAUUUCAUGCCUGCCAUUGGUGGGCGCCCCCAUCAGCAUCAUCAGGCCCAGGCGCAUUUAUCCCACUCACGGGGCCGGACCCAGUCCUCGGUUGGAACAUGACGGAUUCCGGGCCCAGACCGCCCGUCAUCACGGGCUCAUCGAUGAUGGUGCCCGAUCAUUUCAAGUCGGAUUUUCUGUUCUUGCUGACGCGAUAUUUGGAGCAGGAGCCGGAUUUAGCGGGUGUGGGCCACAAUCUACGGGCAUUGAUCACCCAACAGGGCCUGCUGCAGCCGCGCUAUGACUGGCAGGGCCGCUCGCACGCCCGCACUUUUGAUGAGGUCGAGCGCGAAAAUCAGAACAUCUCGGGUCAACUUCUGUUGGAUUUGGCUUACCAAUUCUGCGCUCAACAUAACACGGGCCCGCAGCUGGGUAUGCGGGCUCGCACAUUAUUGGGUCGGAUGUCUGAUCCGCCCGCACCCCAGCCGUUACACCCCAUGCGUCGCUUGGGACUGGGCCAAUUGGGCCUGAAAGGGGCGGGGCCGUCGUCACGUGGGUGGCAUCAUCACUUGUGCGGUCAUUUGAAGCAUCUGCGGCGAACGCUGGGCCAUCUAGCCCGUGUGUAUUGUCUGUUGUUCGACCGGAGCGGGCAGUACGUGUUCACGGGUGCGGACGACUUGUUAGUGAAGUGUUGGCGGGUGACGGACGGGAAUCUGAUCCACACCUUUCGCGGCGCCUCGUCUGAGAUCACGGACAUGGCCAUUUCCCACGACAAUCGCUUGUUGGCCGCCGGCAGUGUGGACAAGAUCAUCCGGGUGUGGUGUCUUAAUUCGGCCGCACCCGUGGCUGUGCUCACCAAGCACACGGGCAUGAUCACGGCCAUCAAUUUCUGUCCAUAUACCGAAGACGGUCAUUACUAUCUAGCGUCCACGUCCGGUGACGGUACGGUCUCGUUUUGGAAGUACGGCUACAACGAGCACGAUACGGCCGAGUUCGACCCCGUGCCCACCCGUUAUCACGAGAAGAUCCGUCCGGGACAAGCGGGCAUGAUCUGCGCCUCGUUCUCGCCCGGCGGCAUCUUCUUUUGCGUGGGCUCGGCCGAUCACCACGUACGGGUCUAUCAAAUGAAUGGCCUCGAUGGGCCCGUGCGGAUCCUCGAGGAGGAGGCCCACAAUGACGUGGUCGAAUCGAUUCAGUGGUGCAACCAGCCGGACUUGCGCUUUCUGUCCGGUUCCAAGGACGGCACUGCCCGCAUCUGGAGCUUCAAGAGUCAGCGAUGGGUGUCCAUCCUCUUGGACAUGACGGACGGUGAGUCAUUCUUGAACCGUCCACCCCCGCCCAAGCCCUCGAAUCGCCCGCCCAAAAAGAACCCAAGCCACGCCAGUUCGUCACGGAAUCGGGCGGGCGGCGGCACGCGGUCUCGCGAAAAUCGCACAGUUCGCGUGGCUGAAGAUGUGGCCGAUGCGGAGGAGGGUACCUCGGCCGGCGGAGGGAGUGGCCCCGAUAAUGAAAGGCGCGUGACAAUGGUGGCCUGGACGCUAGACGACGUGACCGUGGUGACGGCGGUCUCCAACAAGACCCUGAAACUUUGGGACUCGCGCACGGGUCGACUCAAGGCCACCCUCAAAGGCCACGAAGGCGAGAUCUUCGUGCUUGAGCCCCAUCCCAUCAUGUGCAAUCUGAUGCUCUCGGCUGCUCACGACGGUCAGAUCAUUGUCUGGGAUCUGGACGAGGAGCGGGCUCUGUUCAGGCAUCGCAACAAGGUGGACGAUCAAAAUGUGGUGGCCGAGGUGUUUGAUGCCAAAUGGUCGCCGGAUUCCCUCACCAUCGCCGCCACCGACAGCUACGGCCAUCUACUCUUCAUUGGUCACGGGUCCUCGGAAAAGUAUGACCGCCUACCUCUAGAACUGUUCUUUCAUACGGAUUACCGUCCACUCCUCAGAGACUCGUUUCACCACGUGGUGGAUGAGCAGACCCAAGUCCCGCCCCAUCUCUUGCCCGCCCCGUUCCUCGUGGACUCGGAGGGCAACCCGUAUGAGGCUCAUAUUCAAAAGUUCGUCCCCGGUCGAGAACGCAUGUCUGAACGCGAGGCUCACCUCCCGGGUGGGCCUGAACCGAGUUUCAAUGUCCGGCCCGAGCAAGCUGCACCGCCUCCUGCACCGCCCACUCCUGUCGUAGCCGCUCCCAGUUCUGCACCCGUGUCAGUCCCGGGAGCGGAAGGGGUGGUAGCCGUGGAUCCAGUUCCAGGACCCUCUCGUGCACAAACGGGUCCGGAGUUGCGGAACGAAGAUUCCAAUGGGUCGACCUUGAGCUCAGGUGGACCCGUGGUUUCCGGGCGUGUCAUACUCAAGAAAGGUCAAGGUGCCUCACAAAAGGACAUUUGUGAGCAUAUGUCCAAAACGCAGACGUGUUCGAUCAUUGAGUCGUCCCGAUUCUUGAUUGAAGUGAACAAAGUGGCCUCUGACGGACAUGAAGCCUCGAGCAAAUCCCAUCCAUUCACGAGUAAGAGCAAGAAACCCAAGUCCACGGCCGCGGCCAAUGCUCGCCGACAUGAAGAUGAAGACGAUGGCGAGGACACCGAAGCCGAUCCUGAGCCUAAUGAGGGCGAGGAAGGCCAUGAGACCAGUGAUUGUUCCAUGGACGAGAGCGACUUCACUUCAGCCGAAUCCACCACCGAAGAGGAAACGGAUCACUCGGAUUGGGGCUCGGAUCAAGAUGAACAGCACCAGCAAAGUGCCGAUGGGCCCGAUGGGCCUGGCCGAUCCGGAUCCAAGAGCAAGAGGAAACAGCGCACCUCGUCCAUUGGAUCCCGGACUCCGACCCCCCGGAAGAAGGUGAUCAAGAGCAGCGAGAAGACCAAGAAGAAGCGCACGGCGGCUCAGCGAUGUCGGGAAAACAUGCUGAAACAUCCUAGUGAUAUCUCUGAUGCUUACAUGCCUUCCCAAUGGCUGUCCGAGUCCAUUCCCAAGAAGUCGCCCUACUUCCCGCAAAUGAACGAUGUGCUCAUGUAUUUCAAGCAAGGCCACAAGAAGUACAUUGACCUGGUCAAAACCCGCAAGACCUACCCGAUCAAUAUGCGCGAGGAGCGGGAUUGGAUGGCGCGGAAAACCAUCGGCGACGUGUGUUUGGUGCGAGUGGCGGGCAUCAAGUUCGAGAUCCGCCCACCCCGCCUCUGUGUGCUCAACUUGACCAUUCUCAACCAACACAACCUCAGAGCCAAUGGCGAGUCCUUCAGCAUCAAGUACCACGACAUGAACGAUGUGGUGGACUUCCUCGUUCUCCAUGACAUCUUCAAAAACUCGAAGGGCAAGCAUUGGAAAAAUGGCGAUCGGAUCCGUUGUCAGAUCGACGACUGUUGGUGGAAGGGCACGGUUCAGAAGGUGGAAUAUCACGAUGUGAACAAGCGAUCCCCGUUUCUGUCCAUUUACUGCCAUUGGGACAAUGGCGAGAAGGAGUUCCUCAGUCCGUGGGACAUUGAGGCCUUGGAUGCCGACACGGCCUUGGUCCCCGAUGGCACCAUGGUCACACCCGAGCAACUCAAGUCCUGUUUGUACCACCCCACCGUUGACGAAUGGAACUCCAUGGGCAUUGAGGGCGAGUCCAAACGGAUAUCCGACGCCUUGGAAGCUGUGAUGUCUCUGGCCAUUUCUGAGCCCUUCAAUUACCCCGUGGAUCUCACUGCUUAUCCCGAAUACAUGCUGGACGUGGAGUACCCCAUGGAUCUCAAUCUCAUCAAGACCAGGAUCGACAACAAAUUCUAUCGCCGGAUCGACGCCAUCGAGUACGACAUCAAGUAUGUGGCCUCCAAUGCGGCCAGCUUCAAUCGACCGCGGAGUGACAUUGUGCGCAAUGCCAAGAUCAUCACCAAGCUCAUUCUCGAGAUCAUCCACGAUCCCACCAAGUCUCAGGACGACGUCAGCAGUAUAUACCACCGACUGGUCGAGAACUUUGUUUGGUCCGAGAACGAGGACUACGAACCCGAUCUUGGGAACCCAAGGACGUCGGGGCACUCCAACGGCCAGGAUGAUGCCCACACUGCCAAUAGUGAUGACUCAAAUGAAAGCAGUGAUGACGAUGAUGAUGAUGAUGAUGAUGAUGAUGAAGAAGAAGAAGAAGAGGAUGGAUCCGAUGACCCUGGGGAGGGUCCGUCUUCUUCGGGCAGGUCGUUGAGAAAGAAGAAGAAAAAGAAGAAGAUCAACCAAAGUCCGCCCGCCACAUUGAAUCCGAAGAAGUGGAAACACGACUGCAACGAACUAUUGUCAGAUAUGGCCGCUCAUCCUUUGUCCGUGCCAUUCCGUGAGCCCGUGUCCGAACUGGAAUUCCCCGACUACUUCAAGCACAUCACCACUCCCAUGGACAUCUCAACCGUGCGUGAAUCCCUCCUCAUCGGCGAAUUCGACUCUCCCCACGAAUUCCGUCGGGACGUGCAUCUGAUCUUCCGCAACUCUCGGGAGUACAACACCGAUCCCAAGGCCAAGAUCCUCUCCAUGACACUGAAAUUGGAGGCGUGGUUCGAGCAACGCAUCAAUCCCAUCAUUGCCGAAUGGAAACGAACCACCCGAAGACUGGCCAUGAGCAAGAGUAAGAGCAAGAACAAAUCCUCGAAGGCCGAUGCCAAGGGCAAAGGUAAGGGUAAAGGCAAGGGCCAGUCCAACAACAUCAAAAAGAGCAAACCAAAGAAACCCGUCCCUGUUUUGUCUGAAGACGAUAACGAUCACGAGGAUGGUCAGUCUGAGAGCGAAGAGGACAUGGAAGAAGCUUCGCCCACAUCAUCCCCGGUGAAACGGCCUCGAAGUCAAGGCCCGAGACCGAUGCGAACAGCCAAUCCAGCUGCCAACAACAGUCAUCCUGUACGGGAAACAUUGUCAGAGGGAGAAGAACCCGGGAAUCGGAGGGCUUCUUCCAGGGUCCACAAGACGCCUGUCAGAUAUAGGGAAGACUUUGACCUGGAUGACGAGCACGAACAUCCAGAGAACGGAGAGCGGCCCAAGAGACAGAGAAAGCCUCGAAGAAGCGACGGAUUCGCUUACUCGGACGAGGAUGAAGAUGACGCACCGUUAUCCCGCAAAGCAGUCAAGAAGCGCAAGCUUGCUCAAGACAGCGAAGAAGGGGAGCGAUCGCCGCAGGAAUCGACCACGCCCAAAAGGAAUCCCAAGCGAACAUCACCCGGAUCCUCGUCCAGCAAAAAGGGUCGUGUCAACGAGUCUUCAGAGGAUGAGGACGAUGAUGUGCCGUUGGCUAGAAAACUGGGUGCCCGCAUGCGGCACGAGGGUGGUCCCAUGGACGAUUCCGAGCGCAAAGCACGGAUUGUCCAAAGACUGGCCAAAGAACCCAGUGAAGAUGAGGAAGAAGUUCGACCCCAGAAAUUGAGUCUCCGCAAUGCUCGAAAGCAGGCCGCUCAAACCUCAAAUCCUCAAGGGAGGAACUCUCGAGCCGCUCGCAGGAAAGUCGAAUCCUACCUCGAGGAUGAAGAAGACGAAGAAGACGACGAUCUUCCCCUUCAGAGGCCUCAAAGAAAACCCGCCCCUCAAAAUGGGCGAAGUGCUCGAGGAGGUAGCAAGCUUAGGAAACGCCACGAUUCCGACGAAGAGGAGCCCGACCUCACCGAGGAUGAAGAGGAAGAGAGUGAAGAGGAGGAAUCCGAGGACGAGAUGCCGCUCAAGCGACAGAAAACAGCGCCAACACCUUCAUCCGCCCCUCCCCCCAUGAAUGGGAGACGCACUCAGCGGGCGGCCGCUCUGAACACCAUGAAGAAGUUUGCUCAUCUAGGGGACGACAGCGAGGAUAUCGACUCGGAUGACCAGCCCCUCACGCGGAAACCGCCCAAAAAGAAGAAAGCCGAGCCUGCUAAAAGGUCGCCCAAGAAACGGAAACCGGCUCGUGAUGACUUUGUCGAUGACGGCUCCUCCGAAGACGAGGACGAAGAGUCUGAGCCCUCCUCGUCUGAACCGGAUUUCCUCGAGAGCGACUACGAAGAUGAGGUGCGACCCAAACGUGGACAUGGUGGCCGCUCCAAGCCUCAACCUCAGCCCAAACUCAAUGCCUCCCGAAGAGCCGCGCAAGCCAUCGAUUCCGAAAGUGAGCACACCUCAGCCCGGCGGCCUUCAAGACUGACCAAUCGCAAUGGUUUGAGCGCCAAGGCCAGUUCCACGGGCGCUCGAGCCUCUGCGGCCGCCAAACGGACUUACUUGGAAGAGAGUGAGGAUGGAGACUCUGAGCAAGAGAAUCGAAGGCCGCGAAGAGCGGCUGCCGCCAAGAAAGUCAGAAUGAACGACUCAGAAUACUCUGAGGAGGACUUUGAGGAAGGUCAACAAGUGAGGAAGCCGAACACGCGGAUCAUAUAAGGAAAUAGUUCCGACGAGGCCAGACGACACUUCAAUCAGUGAUAAGAAGAAUGAAAUGAACUGAAGUGGAGUCAUGUUUUUGGUAUUUUUUACGUCCAUCAUGCCUGGUUUUUUGGAGCUUAACAAAGAAAAAGUCGAGAUAUGUAGCCGGAUAAUAAUAAUAAUAAUAAUCAUCAUAUUCACAAUGAGAA
This is a messenger RNA of Tigriopus californicus, 6548 nucleotides long. It is a transcript of the gene BRWD3, whose product is annotated as bromodomain and WD repeat-containing protein 3-like. The record is from RefSeq and is a predicted model, not a curated record. The transcript has 2 exons. Gene Ontology annotation, cellular component: nucleus. Gene Ontology annotation, molecular function: protein binding. Lineage: Eukaryota; Metazoa; Arthropoda; Copepoda; Harpacticoida; Harpacticidae. Bases 133 to 6357 code for a protein of 2074 amino acids. Gene Ontology annotation, biological process: cytoskeleton organization; regulation of cell shape; regulation of transcription by RNA polymerase II.